UCUGGUCACCCUAAAUCAUAGCAAUGCCAAUAAUAUACAUUAUUGUUUUAUUUUGCCCGCCUUUAUUAGCUUUCCCAACGCGAUGAAAAAGUUAAAAAAUAAAAAAAAUACUGAACGGUGUUGGUUGGACUGGUGUCGGCUAUGCGCCAAUGACGAUGCGUCCAUUAAUGUGCGUCAAAAAGAUGUAUACAUGCGUAUUAUAAGCAAGUGUUUUGAUAUCGAGAUAGGUCUCGAAGAGCCGCAAUUGGGUGGCAUGCUGUGCAGCGAGUGCUACGCCUUGAUAGGCGACUUGCUGAACUUCGCUGAAAAUGUCAAUAAGGUGCAGCCCAUCUUUGAGCUGUUGCGCCACACCGAGCCCAACGAGCAAGUGGAUGUGUGUGCUCUGCGCCAACAAUAUGGUCUACAGGAUAAAAGCUCACAAGAUCAUAGCUACAAAACGGAACCAGAAGAGUUAGAGGAAUUGAGCAGUCGUGAAGACAGCUUAGAUGGCGACAGUGAAAUAUUUUAUCAAGAUGUUGAUAGUGAUCCUCAACAUGAUUUGACCAUAUCGCCAAUUCCGGCAAGAAGAAAACGUGGACGUCCUAAGGGCUCAAGAAAGCUGCAACACGAUGAAGCUGCAGAAUCAAAUGAGCACCAAGAAACUUUAGAAAAUUUCAAAAUUGAAGCUUCCGUGGAUUUCCACGAGGAUCGAUCAAGCAGCCAUGAAGAGGGCGUUGAGCAAGAACUGGUACAAAAUCACAUUUGGCUUGAAGAUUAUUCCAUGGAAGAGAAUAAGACUACUCUGAAUAGUGAUAUAAAAAGAAAGCGUGGUCGACCCAAACAAUCUGUUAAAACUGAGGUACUCGACGAAUGGGAGGUAUCAGAAGAGGACCUCGACUUUUUAACGCCAACUUUCAAAAGAAAAUCUACCGACGAGCCCAAUCAAUUGAUUGCCAAGGAUCAGAGCGCAGAUAGAGAUGAACUCUUCAAUCCUAAUGAAUCCGCACAAAGUACUAGUAAAAGAAAACGUGGACGUCCUAGAAAGCAUGAAAGUAUUAUCUUGCAUGACAAAAGCGAUUCGAAAUGUAAAAAUGUCGCACUAGCCAGACUUUUGCUCGCAUCUCCAGUGCCCGAAGCUGAAACGGAAGCAGCAGGAUCUGUGAGGAAUAGUAAUCUUACCGAAAAUCAAAUCAGGAAAAAUCCAGUCACCUGCAAUGUCUGCCACAAAGAGCUAUCAUCGGAGAAUGGACUUAAGUAUCAUAUAGAGCGCGUGCAUAUGAAAAAGAAGCCCUUCGUCUGUGAUGUCUGCGGUAAACGUGUCCGAACAGUUUCAGAGCUUAAAGAGCACAUGCUUGUACAUACCGAGGAUCGGCCCUUUGUGUGUCCAUUGUGCAAUGCGGCCUUUAAAAAUAGAAAGCGUCUCAAUAUACAUAGCCAAACACACGGCGAGCCCAGUUACGAGUGUGAGAUCUGCGGCAAGAAAUUGCAGACGCGUGCCAUUUGGAAUAAGCAUAAAAGUGUUCACACUAACGAGCGCCGAUUCAAAUGCAGUAUUUGCGGUACCGCGACAAAAAAUUCAACAGCUCUAAAGAUUCACCUGUUGAGUCACACCGGAUUGCGGCCAUAUACGUGCAAGUACUGCAACAAGGACUUUGCCAGCGGUGCCAAUUGCAGGGAUCACAAAAUAAGGAAACAUCCUAUAGAAUAUGAGGAAGAUGAUGAUAAAUCGUGCCGUAUACAAAGUGUGCCCACGUUGGAUGAGUUGCGUGCCUUAGCUGCGGGCAUGGAGAAAGGUGAGCGGCUGCGUAAACCCAAAACUAUGAAAAUUGAAUAAAAGCACGAAUCGUUUUAAAAUUUGA
This is a messenger RNA of Drosophila montana, 1838 nucleotides long. Its product is annotated as zinc finger protein weckle-like. Lineage: Eukaryota; Metazoa; Arthropoda; Insecta; Diptera; Drosophilidae. The transcript is spliced from 4 exons. Bases 83 to 1813 code for a protein of 576 amino acids. The record is from RefSeq and is a predicted model, not a curated record. Gene Ontology annotation, cellular component: nucleus. Gene Ontology annotation, molecular function: DNA binding; zinc ion binding.